Camelus dromedarius (Arabian camel) is the source of this 1532-nucleotide messenger RNA. Its product is annotated as DNA dC->dU-editing enzyme APOBEC3. The transcript has 8 exons. NCBI's taxonomy places the organism in Eukaryota, Metazoa, Chordata, Mammalia, Artiodactyla, Camelidae. The coding region runs from base 60 to 1334 and encodes 424 amino acids. Gene Ontology annotation, cellular component: cytoplasm; nucleus; P-body. Gene Ontology annotation, molecular function: zinc ion binding; RNA binding; cytidine deaminase activity. Gene Ontology annotation, biological process: negative regulation of single stranded viral RNA replication via double stranded DNA intermediate; defense response to virus; cytidine to uridine editing. The record is from RefSeq and is a predicted model, not a curated record.
GUCCCACAGCAGGAAGGAGGUGGGGCUUCGGCUGAGCCCGCCUGGGAGGUCACUCACAGAUGAGAGCCCUGGGAGAGGAAAUGGAGCCCCAGCGCCCCAGACAAAGGGCAGGGCUGGGACUAGCCAGCCAAGGAGGCUGCAGCCAGAUGCCCUGGAUCAGUAACCCAGUGGAGCGGAUAGUUCCCCAAACCUUCUCCUUCCACUUUAAAAACUUGAUGUUUGCCUCUGGGCGGAACUGCACCUACCUCUGCUACCAGGUGAAAAGAAAGGAGCACUGCUCACCUGUCUUCCCCGACAAGGGAGUCUUUCAAAACGAGGUCAAUACUCCCUGCCAUGCCGAACUCUGCUUCCUCUCUUGGUUCAACAAGAGGCUGUCCCCUGAUGAGUGUUACCACGUCACCUGGUUCAUGUCCUGGAGCCCCUGCUUUGCAUGCACAGAGCAGGUGGCUAAGUUCCUGGAGAAGAACAGGAACGUGAGACUGAGCAUCUUCGCUGCCCGCCUCUACUACUUCUGGCAACCAGCAGUCCAGCAGGGGCUGCGCAGGCUGCAUGGCGUGGGGGCCUGCGUGGGCAUCAUGUCCUACCAAGACUUUAAAUACUGCUGGGAAAACUUUGUGUACAACCAGAGAAUGCCCUUCAAGCCUUGGGAGAAACAAUGUGAAAAUUCUAAGAUCCUGGUCACAAAGCUUGAGGAGAUUCUCAGGAACACAAUGAGCCUGCUAAAGGAAGAUAUAUUCAACAAACAGUUCGGCAACCAGCCCCGGGUCACGGCGCCCUACUACCGGAGGAAGACUUACUUGUGCUACCAGCUGAAGGGGCCCAAUGGCUCCAUACUUGCCCAAGGCUGCGUCCGAAACAAGAAACAGCGACAUGCAGAAAUUCGCUUUAUUGACAAGAUCAACUUUAUGAAUCUCGACCCAAACCAGAGCUACGAAAUCAUCUGCUAUGUUACGUGGAGCCCUUGCCCCACCUGUGCCGAGAAACUGGUUGAUUUAAUCAACGAUCAAGUCCACCUGAAACUGCAGAUCUUCGCCUCCCGCCUGUACUUCCACUGGGUCAGGAAGUAUCAGAUAGGGCUGCAGUAUCUGUGGGCUUCUCAGGUCACAGUGGCUGUCAUGAACCGCCGAGAGUUUAAAGACUGCUGGGAAAAGUUUGUGGACAACCAGGGGAAGGAUUUCCAGGGCUGGUAUAAGCUGGAGGAAUACAACAGAAGCAUCAGCCGACGGCUCAACAGGAUCCUGAUGCAGCCCUUGAAGCAGAAUAAUUUAGAGGAUUCCUUCAGAGAUUUGAGACUUGGAUCCCCAUCACCUUCGUCAAGAAGCUACUCAAGAUGACUAUUCUUGGGGCAUCUUAGUGCUUCAGAAACUGCUGACUCUUAGGGGCAACUGACAACUUCUACUGGCAUACCUGGCCCUCAGCCAAGUCAGAACCGUCUUUCCUCUUGUAUUCUUCUGUUUCCUUUUCGACUUACGUAAAUAUUUUUAUAGUUGAAAAAAUAAAAAUAAUUCGAAAGCUUGGGUUACUUUCUAAAA